Molecule: messenger RNA, 1782 nt
Organism: Lactuca saligna
Lineage: Eukaryota; Viridiplantae; Streptophyta; Magnoliopsida; Asterales; Asteraceae
Source: the annotation of a GenBank genome assembly
AUGGAUCAGUUGGCUGAAAAGACUCAGAAGGCCAGGGUCCUUUUUGUAAAGCUGCAAUAUACCAACAAGUGUGUUAAUGAUAUGGAAUCAGAGAAAACAGUUGUUAAAAUUUGUGUUUGUGAAAUCAACCAAUACUUGAAAAGGCUUGUGGAGACUCGUGACUCCUUUUUCACAGUCUCAGUUCGACAACAACUUUCGGACAAACUACAAAAAGUCUUUGCUAUGCUAAAUCAGAUAAAAGGUGUUUCGGGGAGUGGAGAAGAAGAAGAAGAAGAAGAAGAAGAAGAAGAAGAAGAAGAAGAAGAAGAAGAAGAAGAAGAAGAAGAAGAAGAAGAAGAAGAAGAAGAAGAAGAAGAAGAAGAAGAAGAAGAAGAAGAAGAAGAAGAAGAAGAAGAAGAAGAAGAAGAAGAAGAAGAAGAAGAAGAAGAAGAAGAAGAAGAAGAAGAAGAAGAAGAAGAAGAAGAAGAAGAAGAAGAAGAAGAAGAAGAAGAAGAAGAAGAAGAAGAAGAAGAAGAAGAAGAAGAGAAGAAGAAGAAGAAGAAGAAGAAGAAGAAGAAGAAGAAGAAGAAGAAGAAGAAGAAGAAGAAGAAGAAGAAGAAGAAGAAAGAAGAAGAAGAAGAAGAAGAAGAAGAAGAAGAAGAAGAAGAAGAAGAAGAAGAAGAAGAAGAAGAAGAAGAAGAAGAAGAAGAAGAAGAAGAAGAAGAAGAAGAAGAAGAAGAAGAAGAAGAAGAAGAAGAAGAAGAAGAAGAAGAAGAAGAAGAAGAAGAAGAAGAAGAAGAAGAAGAAGAAGAAGAAGAAGAAGAAGAAGAAGAAGAAGAAGAAGAAGAAGAAGAAGAAGAAGAAGAAGAAGAAGAAGAAGAAGAAGAAGAAGAAGAAGAAGAAGAAGAAGAAGAAGAAGAAGAAGAGAAGAAGAAGAAGAAAGAAGAAGAAGAAGAAGAAGAAGAAGAAGAAGAGAAGAAGAAGAAGAAGAAGAAGAAGAAGAAGAAGAAGAAGAAGAAGAAGAAGAAGAAGAAGAAGAAGAAGAAGAAGAAGAAGAAGAAGAAGAAGAAGAAGAAGAAGAAGAAGAAGAAGAAGAAAGAAGAAGAAGAAGAAGAAGAAGAAGAAGAAGAAGAAGAAGAAGAAGAAGAAGAGAAGAAGAAGAAGAAGAAGAAGAAGAAGAAGAAGAAGAAGAAGAAGAAGAAGAAGAAGAAGAAGAAGAAGAAGAAGAAGAAGAAGAAGAAGAAGAAGAAGAAGAAGAAGAAGAAGAAGAAGAAGAAGAAGAAGAAGAAGAAGGAGAAGAAGGAGAAGAAGAAGAAGAAGAAGAAGAAGAAGAAGAAGAAGAAGAAGAAGAAGAAGAAGAAGACAAAGAAGAAGAAGAGGAAGAAGAAGACGAAGAAGAAGAAGAAGAAGAAGAAGAAGAAGAAGGAGCCUUCUGAAUCUGAGAAGCUUAUGCAAAAGAAGAGAGACAAAGAACUUGAUGAUCUUCUGAAAAUUUGGAAGGAGUUAGAAGCACAAGAAGCUGAGGCUAAAAUUAAAAAAUUUGCGCUUGAAACUCAAAAUUCAUUCUUUCCUCCAUGUGCUUUUAUGUUUCGAUGCUUAGAGAAGGUAGAAAAGACUCGGAUUUCUAACAAAGAGGUGAAUCUGAAACUCUUCAAUUUCUACUUGACGUAUGCUAAGCCUGAGUAUCAGACUUGGAGCCUGAAGAGGAUUAUGGGUUUGAAGGUUUGCUCGGCUGUGCAUACUGAAGAUUUUGUGAACAUAGGGUUCAAGGGAUUUUGUAGCGUCGAUAAGGUGUUGGAUUAG